Messenger RNA from Impatiens glandulifera, 2291 nucleotides. RefSeq lists its product as uncharacterized. The transcript is spliced from 10 exons. The record is from RefSeq and is a predicted model, not a curated record. Lineage: Eukaryota; Viridiplantae; Streptophyta; Magnoliopsida; Ericales; Balsaminaceae. The coding region runs from base 135 to 1799 and encodes 554 amino acids.
UCUUCCUUCAUUCGUCUUCUCCCACUAGAACCGGAAAAUUAGACUUGAAGCAGAAGGGGUGUGACUUGUGUGAGUGCGUGAGGACCGUAUUUCUCUCUCUCUAUCUAUCUUCGUUAGAACUGUGUCUACUCGGAAUGAAAUCGUCAUUAGGAAAGCUGAGGAAAUUUGCUCUUAACAGGAGUGAUGACAAGGACAAGAAAGAGCCUCAACGCAUGUUGCGUUUGGAUGAACUCGAUCAAGCUUCUCAGGAUAUGCAAGACAUGAGAAAUUGCCAUGACAACUUACUUUCUGCAGCUGCUGCAGCCACAAAUAGUGCAUAUGAACUUUCAGAGUCAUUGCAAGACAUUGGUGCCUGUUUUGUGGAGAAAGCUGCAUUGGAUAAUGACGAUGAAAGCUAUAAACUAUUAUCUAUGCUGGGAGAAGUUCAGUUUGACCUUCAGAAACUUUUUGAUACAUAUCGCUGUCAUAUACUCAUGACAAUCACAACCCCGUCAGAGCGUCUAUUGAAAGAUCUUCGAACAGUGGAGGAUAUGAGACUACAAUGCGAUGAGAAAAGAGAAAUAUAUGAACAUAUUGCGGCUCAAUACCAAGACAUAGGGAAGUCAAGAGGUGGAAAAGGGGAAAGUUUAUAUUCACAACAAUUACAAGCUGCUAAGGAUGAGUAUAUUGAUGUGGCAUCCCUUUGUAUCUUUCGGUUGAAAUCUUUGAAGCAAGGGCAAUGGCACAGUCUGUUAACGCAAGCUACUCGUCAUCAUGCUGCUCAGAUGAACUUCUUUAGAAAGGGGCUUAAAUCACUGGAAGUCAUUGAGCCACUUUUAGAAAAGGUCACAAAAAUGCAACACAUAGACUAUCAACUUGAUGGGCUUGAAGAUGGAGGAAAUGGGGCGGAUGCACAUGUUAAUAAGCCAUCAUUUGAUACCAUUUCUGGAAUAAGAAAUUUUAUGGAACCUUGCAAGCUGGAAUCUUGGCCAAGCAGAAGCAGCUAUUCUGCACCAAUAUUUCCAGAGAAAAAACUUAAUACAGGAGACAAGAUCAGAGACUUUCCGCAUGUACCUGCAAGGAAAUCUCAUUCAUAUGUAUUACCUACACCCGAUGAUGCAAAAAGUAUGAAUUCAGCUAGAGGAAAUAGCUCAGUUCCAAAAUCUAGGCCAGUGAACCUUAGCGGAAGCUCCCAAUCUCUAUGGCAUUCAUCCCCAUUACAACUACAACCUCAAACAAAAGACAAAGAUUUCAUAGAUCUUAAUCCUUUAGGUUUUGCUAACUCUGCAUCCAAACUUAAAGAAAGUAGUAGUGCAGUUCCAACACAACAACAUUCCAAGAGGCAAGCCUUUUCUGGUCCAAUUUCAAAUAAAGCCUCAGGUACAAAGGCCCAUGUAGUAUCAGUCAGUGGCCCAAUUUCUAAUACUGAACAUCCCCAAAAAGCUUCUUCACCUAAAAGAAGUGAGCUCCAUGAACUUCCAAGGCCUCCUGGUAAUAAUCCAGUGGGAGCCCCUAAGCCAGUAGCUUCUUCCUCAAGUGUGUAUUCUUCGGGUCCAAUAAAUAGAACUCAUGUUGCCACUUUCAGUAAUCCAACCCGUCUGCCAACUCCUCCAGCUGUUCAACGAAGCUUCUCUAUACCCUCCAUCAAUCAGAGGGCUACGGCAAUACAUAUGGCCAAACUAUUGGAAUCUCCUCAACUUUCUGAAAAUGCCGAGGAAGUAAAUUCUCCUCCGCUGACUCCUAUAUCUCUUUCAAAUAUCAAGCCAUUAUCAACUGUACCAGAAGUAGAUUUUCAAUCGAACGAGCUCAGAAGUCGUUAGCUGGUUUGAUGGCUUUUCUCUUAUCCUGUAAAACAAGAGAUUUGAUGCAUUGGUCAAAUGUUUUGCUAGUCAGGUCACACAGCUCCCCAAAUUUUGUUUCUCAUGCAUUUGGCUUCAACUGAGGAAUUUCACAUGAAUUUGUAAUCCCCAAAAGGUUGAUAGUAACUUAUCAAUUAAUUUUAUGCCUUCUAUUAGUGUCUGCGGGUUGACAUUAAUUGGAGAAAAAAGGAAAAAAAUACGGUUUGAUAGGUUUGAGAAGAAACGUGGAGCAGCAGACACUGCAAGCAGAUGAAUGAUCAAACACUCGAUGAGGACGGUAUGGUUUAUUUUCUCUUUAUCCUAUAUUUUGUUAUAGAAAAAUCUAUUUUUUUUGUCUUUUUUCUUAGAACUAUGUUGUGUUCUGAUUAUUCAGAAAUAGUUUGCGUCAACAUGUAAAGGCAGUUUAUAUUUUUAUAUAUUAUCUGGGUGGAACAUAUCCAUAAAGUUUGAAGA